AAUACUUAACUGUCAGUGGCGUCUACUAGCUAGCGUGUGGCUAACCUAUCUUGCUAUCCAGCUAACAUUACUGUUAUUGCGAGGGGGAUUGUGGUAUGUUCUCUUGGGUUGUUUCUGUGACAUUAUUUCGCCACAAUCGACAUCAAGGAAUUAAGCAUGUAUGAAUUAUUGCUCUCGUUGUGCAGCAAUUCCAAGCAAUAUACAUGGUAUUAUUGAUGCAUGCACUGGAAAUUCGAGGAUGCAAUUAUUUACAUAAAGCAAUCGGUGUUUUGAUAAUACAACCGUCGUGUGCAAUGUUGUCAUCCUUUGUGUAUAAACUGUUCACAUUGCACUACAUUGGCAAGUCAUGCAAAGUGUCAUUUUUAGCUUGAGCUGUAGGCAACGGUUGCUCUGUGAUUGUAAGCAGAUUUAGUGUGUCACCUUUCUGCAGCUUCUGUAUGAUGCAGGUCAAUCACGCACCUGUCAUUUUGAGUCAUCCAAUAAUGUGUUUUUGAAUGGAGUUUACCAUGCUAACAAUAUACGUUUACUUGCUGGUGCCCAGUUGUGAUAUAUGUGAUCAUAAACAGGCUCAUCUUGCAUGGAGAUGCACAUAAGGGGAAUCAUAGUGAUGUCACCAAACACAUGCAUUUUACUGAUAGUAAUAACUGCCCACCAUAUCAGAAACAUCAUCAGGGAGUUAUUAAUUAAUAACAAAUCGAACGGACUCAGCCUUUCAAACCCUUGCCAUUGCUCACGGCAUUAUACCAUUGAGAGAGAGCCAUCAGUGACCACCACUGUGCAAUCAGGAUGUCUCGCAGCCCUGAUGUGAAGGAGGACCCCAUGGAGUGCCCCCUGUGCAUGGAGCCGCUGGAGAUAGACGAUGUCAACUUCUUCCCCUGCACCUGCGGCUACCAGAUCUGCCGCUUCUGCUGGCACCGCAUCCGCACAGACGAGAACGGCCUCUGUCCUGCUUGCAGAAAGCCCUACCCAGAGGACCCGGCGGUCUACAAGCCCCUCUCACAGGAGGAGAUCCAGAGGAUAAAGAACGAGAAGAAGCAGAAGCAGAACGAGAAGAAGCAGAAGGUGACGGAGAACCGCAAGCACCUGGCCAGCGUGCGCGUGGUCCAGAGGAACCUGGUCUUCGUGGUCGGCCUCUCACAAAGACUCGCAGACCCGGAGGUUCUCAAAAGACCAGAGUACUUUGGGAAGUUCGGAAAAAUCCAUAAAGUGGUCAUCAACAACAGCACAUCAUAUGCAGGUUCACAGGGUCCGAGUGCCAGUGCGUAUGUCACCUACCUCCGCUCAGAGGAUGCCCUGAGAGCAAUACAGUGCGUUAACAAUGUGGUUGUGGACGGUAGGACUUUAAAGGCUUCCUUAGGUACAACAAAAUACUGCAGUUAUUUCCUCAAGAGUAUGCAGUGUCCCAAACCAGACUGUAUGUAUUUACAUGAACUGGGGGAUGAAGCAGCUAGUUUUACAAAAGAAGAAAUGCAGGCAGGGAAGCAUCAAGAAUAUGAACAAAAAUUACUCCAAGACCUAUAUAAAAUGAAUCCUACUUUCCUACAACCGUCAACAUGUGGCAGUGAAAAGACGAAAGGAAAAUCCAGCACCUCCCAAAGACCUGGUAGCACCAAUAAAGACGGCUGGCCACUGCUGCAAGGCUGUGGCAAAGCGGUCAACGGCUUACCCUCAGAGCACCGCAAGACGCCCCCUGUGCUAGAUUGCGGCUCCGACUCGGAUCACAUGACCCCGGACGGGCCAGAUGCAGAGGAGCUGUGUCCAGACACGGGCGCCGACAUCUUGCCUUUCCCCUCAGCACUAGGCCCCUCCAGUCCACUUGACAAACCUCCAGAGCCCAGUAUCAUAGAGAACGGAGACAUUAUGCCACAGCUCCCCAACAGUGACUCUCCCUCCCCUCCGCCCGGCCUCACCAAGCCCAGCCUGGUGGUGCCCAUCAGCGUCUCGGACCUGACGGCGCGCUCGCCCUUCGAGGGGGCGGCGGCAGAGUCACGCUCGCUCUUCUCAGACAACAGCAACUUCCGGCACCCCAACCCCCUGCCCAGCAGCCUGCCCUCGGGGCCCUGCUCCCCACAGGGGGGCGCCGACUGGCCCAUGACCCCCGAGCCACACAGUCUCUUCGCCUCAGACACCAUCCCGGUAUCGUCAUCAACAGACUGGCAGGCGGCGUUUGGCUUCGGCUCGUCGGCCAAGCAGCAGCAGCAGGACGACGACCUGGGCUUCGACCCCUUCGACGUGACGCGCAAGGCCCUGGCCGACCUCAUCGAGAAGGAGCUGUCGGUGCAGGAGCCGCCCUCCUCCCUCUCCCUCUCCCUCUCCUCCCCCUCUUCCCUCUCCCUCUCCUCCUCCUCCUCCCUCCUCUCCUCCUCCUCCGCACUCUCCCCCGGCGCCCUCCACAACCACGCACACCACGCCCACCUCUACCGCUCCAGCCUGGCCCAGAGGUUCGGCCUGCUGAACCACCACCAGCAGCGCGCGCCCCUCAACGGCCACCUGGGCCCCAUGCCCCCCCUCCAGAGUCCCGCUGCCCGCCAUCCCUGGAUAGGGGCCGGGCCGGCGGCCGCUGUGGCAGCAUCCUCCUCCUCCACACGCAAUAACCUGGCGCACUUGAACCACACAGCGGCCGCCGCGGCUGCAAUGCACAGCAGCUUCUUGGACUUGAACUUGCCCAUGCAGGAUCACCACCCACACCACCACCCCCACAGUACCGGCCUGGGAGGCAUACCCAUAUCAGUGGACAACAAUGGCUCUAUAGAGAGUCUGAACGUGAAAGAGUGGCAGGACGGGUUGCGGGCGCUCCUACCAAAUAUCAACAUCAACUUCGGGGGUCUCCCCAACUCUACCUCCUCCUCCUCCUCAUCGUCGUCCUCCUCCAGCGUCAACCACAUCGGGGGGCCCGGUGGUCCUUCGGGUCCCGUGGGGAUCUCGCACAGCCUCAGCUGGGACGCCACGGCCAGCUGGAUGGACCCCGCCAUCAUCACAGGUAUCCCGGCGACCGCAGGCAACAGUCUGGACUGUCUCCAGGACGACAAUCCCCCCCACUGGCUCAAGUCGCUGCAGACCCUGACAGAGAUGGACGCCCCUGUGGGCUCCGCUUCUUCCUCCUCCUCCUCCUCCUCCACUACAACCACCGCCGCCGCCCCGCCUCCCCUCCAACAGCAGCCCCCCCAGCAGCAGCCCAACCACCACGGCAGCCUGCUGGAGGCACACCACCUCUCCUCCCUGCACAGAGCCGGCUGGGCACCCUAUCUCCCCCCGCUCCCACUCCAGCCCACCAGCGCCCCCACACCCAGCAGCCACUUCCACUCGCCCCCGCCCGGCUUCCAGACCGCCUUCAGACCCCCCGCCCAGACAGCCGCCGCAGACCUGCUACAGAGCGCCGCCAUGGAUCGCCACUAGGGCGGCGACAUAACCCCGUCACAGAAUACCCACCGCCACCAACAACACAUAAGAACGCAUUACAACCAACCGACUCCAUAAACAUACAGACAUGCAUACCUUACCGACGUACGUACAUACACACACUGAUGACAUGCGGACACAAACAUGCAACUAGCACCACAGUACAACACCGACUGACCGACCCACCUACCGUUCAACCAUGAGAACUCAAGGCCAAACUUGUAACACUGAAUAACAAAGAUCGAUGAUUAUCUGAUUAUUUUUUUCUUUCUCUGGCAUCAAUUUACCCCUCAUCCCUUCACCCCCUCCCUCAGACGGCCUUGUUUGCAGAUUUUUCUUUUCUUAAUUUGUUUUUUUUUUCCAUCUAGUGUUUUGUUUGGUGAGUAUUAUCAGUCAGCCAGCCAGCCAGCCAGUCAUCGAUGUAAGGCUCUGUGGUACAUAAUGCUAACAUAAUCACCACAUCAAACAGUACCCAGUAAACACAGUUAACAUGGCCUUAACACGCAGGCUGUUCCCUCAGACUUGGCCCAUAGAGAGUUAAGGGAAAAUAGCUGAGCAUCACCACACCUCUCUAGGGCCUGAUCACCACCAUCAUACCUCUUAGGUUUGCUAGCUAGGCAAGUAAGAAAUUCGUAUACUUUAGUGUGCACAGAUGUCGGUAAGGAAUAAAACCAACAGAUAGAACUGUGUAGUAGCUGAGUGAAUGGAUGGGUGGGUGUGGGCUUGAAAUACUCACUGACGCUCACCUUACUGCUUACCUCCAUACUGUGAAUCGUCCUAACCUGCUGUGCUGUGGACAGAACCAGUCCACCCUCCUUGUUGGGUUGAAGAGGUUAAAGCAAUCAGAUUAUGCAGACUAGGCUAGAGUGACCCAGCGAAGGGUGUUGUAGAACCUGGGCUAUGCACUUCCAAAGGUACUUGAGGCCGAAUCAGUAGAGCCAGCCUGUUGUAGCUUCCAAGAUUAUGAUGGUCAUAGUGAGGAUGAUGAAUGACCCCCUGGAGAUUCAAGGUUAUUGAAGGUCAGUGCAAUGUGAAGGCUAGGUCAUGUGCCUACUGUCACAGUCAGGGAUAUAGUGGGCUGAGCACCUCACUGAGGGCUGGUGGGAAGCCUGGUCUCUGCAUCAGAGGGAGGUGAGGUGCUGGCCAAUAUGUGACGUGAGGGGUAAGGGGCACGUUGUGUGUGUCCCAUCUCACUUCCCCUCUCAUCAGAGUUAAAAAAAAAAAAAACAGUGCAUGUAUAUGACCUGGUCUUGGGGUGUCUGAGGCUUCAGAGGGCCACCAUGUGGUAACAUGUGAAAUUGCUGGCCUUGCGAGCAACACAGAAAGACGAGCAAACAAAUGAAUACAAAGAAAAAAAUGAAAAUGCUGCUUUGUGUGAGCCUAGAGCCAUUGAGAGACGUGGCUGCAUGCGUGGUGUGUGUCUGUUAUGUUUGGCUCCAAGCAGCGCUGCAAAGGCCUUAACUCUGAAUGCGUGUCAGUAGAGAACAGGAGAAGACGUCGUGUGCAAGAUGCCUGCGUGACCCAAAAAUAACCUGACUGAAAUUCAUUUUCUAAAAAUCUCUUGUUUGAAAGAGAGGAGGAAAAAGUGAUCUAACCUGUAUUGCAAGAGAUUUUCACUGAUGCAAGACCGCAACAAAAAUGGCCGAUCUGGGGGAGGAUUCAGAACCCACCCACCCCCCUACCUCUCUUUCCUCCUCAUCCUCCUUUUCUUUCUUCUCCUUCACUGUCUUAUUUUUCCCUUUUAACCGUCUCUUUAUCUCUCUAUUCUAUUCUCAUCAAGUCUGGCCGGACUAAUCAGUGUUCACCAGAACGAUCCGUGAAGGCUGCUGCUGGGAGGAAUAAACCAGCCGGCCCGCAACCAACCUUGAGUUUGAAAAGCUGCUGAGAAUCACAUCUAACACAAAAAAGAAGCGAAAAGAGCUUAAAAAGAACUGACCCCUUUUCUGAUGGUCUUGAAAAAGAAACAGAAUAUUAAAAUAAAACAAAAGAACUCUGAACCAGA
Molecule: messenger RNA, 5401 nt
Organism: Engraulis encrasicolus (European anchovy)
Lineage: Eukaryota; Metazoa; Chordata; Actinopteri; Clupeiformes; Engraulidae
Gene: cnot4a
Product: CCR4-NOT transcription complex, subunit 4a
Exons: 13
Coding region: 787-3396 (869 amino acids)
Biological process (GO): protein ubiquitination
Cellular component (GO): CCR4-NOT complex
Molecular function (GO): RNA binding; ubiquitin-protein transferase activity; metal ion binding
Source: RefSeq, a predicted model, not a curated record